CGGAAAAUCCGCAACUUUAGUGCAAAUUGCAUCGUUGGCAGUGACGGACGAACCGUUGUGUCCUUUGUCGGUGUUUUAGGAUUGCAAUUUCCGGGUGUUCAAGAAUCCGAUUGGUGCAAGGCGGCUAGUGUGUGUAUGUUGAAAAGUUUCGAUUUGCCGUAGUGUCGCGUUGUUUGCUUUAACUCCGGUGCGGCCAAAUUUGGGCCAGGUCGGUGAAAAGGGGCAGCAGUAUUUUUUGUGUGUGCAGAAUUAAAGUGGAAGAUCCCUUCCGGGAGCAAUCGAAACAACUGAGGCCUUGUGCUUUCAUGGAGCAUUUCGAAAGUGGCCGGAUGCUGAUGACAGUGAUGCAGUAGCAACGGAAUUUUCAUUCGGCUGGGAUAUAGUCGAUGUGUGCUGGGAAGUGCUAGAGAAGUGUCUAAGCCCAAAUGAUACAACGUUCGGGUGGAAAUUAAACUUCUGUUAAAGAGGAAAGAAUUUCGUAUGGAAUUUCACUUGCAACAGUUCCGUGUGUUUCUGGGCGAAUAUAUUGGAUAACGUUCUUCGUUUAAUGUUCCUGCCUGGAGGAUAUUCGUGCUCAAGUUGAAAUUCUUCGACGGUUAUUGCUGUUUGUUGCUUUUGGUAGGGUUCCAGAGAGGCUAUAAGGAAGUUUAAACCUACCAGCUGGCAAGUGAAAAGAUAUAUAAGAUCAAAAACAAUCCUACAUAGUAAUAUCUAGCCAUAUAUGUGUAUAGAGUGCACCUGUGCAAUAUUUCAAUCAGAAUUAUCCGUAAGCAUCUAUCCUUAUCAUCGUAUCAUCAUUAACCAUUAUCAUAACCAUAAUCAUAACAGUUAUCCGUCAUACGUAGUAUUAUGCUUUAACGUGUCUGAAGAAGAAUACCAAUAGAAGAAGCUUUUUGUGUAUGUGCAAUAAAAGUAGCAAAGUGAACAUAUCAUAUUGUCGUAGCUGAGAAAACGAACAUCCUGCUAAAUUUAGUGAAUAUAAUAAGAAAAAAAAAAUUGUGAUCCUCGACUUCUGAAUCGGGGAGGCAAAUCUAGAUGUGUGCUUUAAAGGUGUUUAUCAUAUCAACAACGGCCACAGAAGCAGCGAGCAGCAAGUGGCGGUAACAACAGCACUGGUGGCAGUUUCAACACCGGUUUACCUACGUCACAGUUCCGGUUUUGUGUGUUUGAACAAGAAAAAGGAGCUCAUUAAUCAUCUUGUGGGACGGUUUUCGCGCGCGCAUUGAAGCGUUUUUCGGACCGACCGGCAGCAGUUGUAGUAAACGCAGCAACAGGAGCAACGCGGUGAAAUAAAAGACGACACAAUGUCCGACCAGCAGCUACCGAUAACGACUCCGCCGCGACGGUGCAAUGAACAUCCGGCCCUGACGGCAGCCACCAUGCUUGGCAAUCUUCACGGUUCGGAGUCAUGCAAAAAUUCCCCGCUCGUUCCCCGCCGUCUGGAGCCCUACCAUCACAGUUUGCUUGAAAGUGGAAGCCAGAGUGCACAGAAUUCUCCGCUGCCAAACCGGCGGCUGGACAAAUUACAGGGUGUAAUUCGAGACAAAAGCUCGCCCUUGUGCGGUCGACGAGGGGCCGGCCCGGAAGAGGUCGACUUCAGUGAUUCGCCCAUCGUAUCGAGAAAGUUCAAUCAGGUACAGGACUGUGUUUGUGCUCCGAAGCUACGUGCCUCCACAGCAGAGAGCUCCACCACAGCUGGAUGCGUGCAUCGAAUAGAAAGUGAGUUCUCCAAAAAUUCCCCAAUGAUGGCAGUGAUGCGGAAGCGAGGCGAUUCGGACUGCAGCAGUUGCAUGCGGAAAAACAUCAUCCGAAACCAGUUCAGUGCCAGUGUGAUGAGGAGUGAGUGCGGGGGUGGUGGAAGUUCCUGUGAAAGCACACCGUUGUUGCGACGAAAGGAACCAUUUCCGCCUGGCUCACCGGCCAAAGGUGUUCUGGGUGAACCGGGAGUAUUCAGCUCUCCAGUGCACCACGGUAAAUCAUCAAUGGAUCACACCACUUUCGGGGGGUUUCCGACGAGUCCGGCCAAGAGUGUACUGGGGGAACCGGGGGUGUUCAGUUCGCCGGCCAGAAGUGUGUGCAGCCCUACGGGCGAAGAUACGGUAGGAGAAGGGGCCGAUGUGCUUGCCAACGAUCAGACUAUUGUAUCCGGAUGGCUCAAGUUCCGAGACAACAAGAAGUGGAAAAUACGAUGGGGAGUUGUUACGAAGCUAUCACCGGCAGCAGGUAAGCCAAACCACAGGAAAAAGUUCCGCAUUCUCCACAAUCAAGCAAUUUUUAUUAUCACACCGGAGGAUCGCUCCAUUUCCCCUGCCGUCGAAGUUAUGAGCCAAGCCAAACCGACUUCAGAGUUGAAAAGUUUAAUGCGCAUUAUUGGUGGAUUUUCAGUUUGUUAUCAAUGA
Molecule: messenger RNA, 2399 nt
Organism: Aedes aegypti (yellow fever mosquito)
Lineage: Eukaryota; Metazoa; Arthropoda; Insecta; Diptera; Culicidae
Exons: 3
Coding region: 1305-2399 (364 amino acids)
Source: RefSeq, a predicted model, not a curated record